This is a messenger RNA of Neogale vison (American mink), 2331 nucleotides long. RefSeq names its product outer dynein arm docking complex subunit 4 (gene ODAD4). The record is from RefSeq and is a predicted model, not a curated record. Bases 78 to 2168 code for a protein of 696 amino acids. The transcript has 12 exons. Lineage: Eukaryota; Metazoa; Chordata; Mammalia; Carnivora; Mustelidae. Gene Ontology annotation, molecular function: protein binding. Gene Ontology annotation, cellular component: cytoplasm.
GCUUCCACAAGGCGACGGAGGUUCUCCGGCUUCUUUUCCUCCCUUUUUCUGCUUCAGCGUCACCGAAUCCGGCCACCAUGUCGGACCCAGAAGCUGACAGCUUGCGAAGCACCUUUCCCUCUUAUAUGGCGGAGGGCGAACGGCUGUAUCUGUGCGGAGAGUUCUCUAAAGCCGCCCAUAGCUUCAGCAACGCUCUUCACCUUCAAAAUGGAGACAAGAAUGGCCUGGUUGCCCGAUCCAAGUGCUUCCUGAAGAUGGGAGAGCUGGAGAAGUCCCUGAAGGAUGCUGAGGCUUCACUCCAGGGUGACCCGACUUUCUGUAAGGGAAUUUUACAAAAGGCUGAGACCCUGUACACCAUGGGAGACUUUGAGUUUGCCUUGGUGUUCUAUCAUCGAGGCUACAAGCUGCGGCCUGACCGAGAAUUCAAAGUUGGAAUUCAGAAAGCCCAGGAAGCCAUCAACAACUCAGUAGGAAGUCCUUCUUCAGUUAAGCUAGAGAACAAAGGGGAUCUAUCCUUCUUAAGCAAGCAAGCUGAGAGUAUGAAAGCCCAGCAGAAGCCUCAUCCCAUGAGACAACUCGUACAUCACCCCGAGAGGGAGUCCAAGCGGAAGGGCUCACUCAAGAGUGAGAAGAUUGUCCGCCAGCUCCUGGGCGAGCUCUACGUGGACAAGGAGUUUCUGGAGAAGCUCCUACUGGAUGAAGAUCUGAUCAAGGGCACCAUCAAGCAUGGCCUGACCGUGGAGGACCUCAUCAUGACAGGCAUCAACUACCUGGACACCCGCAGUAACUUCUGGAGGCAGCAGAAGCCCAUCUACGCCAGGGAGCGGGACCGGAAGCUGAUGCAAGAGAAGUGGCUGCGGGACCGCAAACGCCGUCCCUCACAGACAGCCCAUUACAUCCUCAAGAGCCUCGAGGACAUAGACAUGUUGCUGACCAGCGGCAGUGCUGAUGGGAGCCUUCAGAAAGCGGAGAAAGUGCUGAAGAAAGUGCUCGAAUGGAACAAAGAGGAGGUGCCCAACAAGGACGAGCUGGUUGGGAACUUGUACAGCUGCAUUGGGAAUGCCCAAAUCGAGCUGGGGCAGAUGGUCGCAGCCCUGCAGAGCCACAGAAAGGAUUUGGAGAUCGCCAAGCAAUAUGACCUUCCUGAUGCUAAGUCGAGAGCCCUUGACAACAUUGGCAGGGUUUUUGCCAGAGUUGGGAAAUUCCAGCAAGCCAUUGACACGUGGGAGGAGAAGAUCCCUCUGGCAAAAACCACCCUGGAGAAGACCUGGCUGUUCCACGAGAUUGGCCGCUGCUACUUGGAGCUGGACCAGCCCUGGCAGGCCCAGCAUUAUGGUGAGAAGUCCCAGCAGUGUGCCGAGGAAGAAGGAGACAUUGAGUGGCAGCUGAAUGCCAGCGUUCUGGUGGCACAGGCACAAGUCAAGCUGAGAGACUUCGAGUCGGCCGUGAGCAACUUUGAGAAAGCCCUGGAGAGAGCGAAGCUGGUCCACAACAACGAGGCGCAGCAGGCCAUCAUCAGCGCCUUAGACGAUGCCAACAAGGGCAUCAUCGAAGAGCUGAAGAAAACGGACUACAGGGAGACACUGAGAGAAAGGAGAGAAAGAGAAGAGGCAGCUGAAUUGGAAUCUUUGAGAGAGGCGGCUUUGGGGAACGAGAAGGAAAGCAUGAGAAGAGGGAGAGAUGAGUUUGAGAAGGUGAUGAAGCACUGGGAGCGAGAGCCAGCUGACAGUGAGAAAGAGAUAGAAGAUGAGUUGUCUCAGGAAAUUCUGAGGGUCGCAGCGAGUGGACAAGAAGAAAACAGGCAGAGAGAAGUAGAGGAAGCCAGCUCCUUCAAGAGGAUAGGGCUGGGAGCCGCAGGGCGAGACUCAGAAGAUGUUGCCAAGAGCACGUCCAGAGACCUGGGUGCAGGAAGCGAGGGAGAGGAGGACAGGAAACCGAUAGAAGUGGGCAGAAUGGAAUCAAGAGAAAUUUACAGGAGGCCUCCAGAGCUGGACCAGAAACCCUCAGGAGAAUUAAACAGAAGGGAAUCAGAAGGACUGGAGAGUCAAGUUUCAGAAGACAGCAGAAGAGAGUCAGAAGAAAUAGGGCAAACAGAACUGGGAGAAACAGCAGAAGUGACAAAGGCAGAAAAUGGUGAAGACAUGGAAGAACAUGAAAAAGAUGAAUGAAGCAGCAGGCAUCAGGACCAGGGACCUUAGGCACUUAUUCAACUGGACUUGGAUUUUCAAGCUGAGAUCUGUCUCAUAGGAGAACAUGUGGACUGGGCUCCACAGGUCGCCUCUGCCUCUUUCUGCUACUGUUUUCCCUUUCAAUAGAUAUCUUUCACUCUUA